AUGCUUCACUACGGAGCUUCGGUGGUCCGGAGCAGGGUCCCCAGCGGUUCCAGCGGGCAGUUUAACCCGGCGCUGCUCGCUUCUUCGUGCGGGGUCCAGAAGCAGUCGUUCGCCCUGCACGGCCCGCAAUUGCUGGCCAGCUUGCAGCUGCAGAAACUCAACAGCCAGUACCACAGCUCGGCGCUGCCGCCAGCUCCGCUGCCCGGGGACGGCCAGGCCCUGGGGGAUGUGCAACCCUCGGCUCAGGCCACUGCGGGGACCCCGGCCCCUCACGCACCGGGCAUCAUCGACACCGACCUCAUCGACGAGGACGUGCUCAUGACCCUGGUGUUGGAGCUGGGCUUGGACCGAGUGAACGAGCUGCCCGAACUCUGGCUGGGCCACAAUGAAUUUGACUUCACCUCGGACGUGGCGUCGGUCACUUGCUGA
Molecule: messenger RNA, 429 nt
Organism: Amblyraja radiata (thorny skate)
Lineage: Eukaryota; Metazoa; Chordata; Chondrichthyes; Rajiformes; Rajidae
Gene: cited1
Product: Cbp/p300-interacting transactivator, with Glu/Asp-rich carboxy-terminal domain, 1
Exons: 1
Coding region: 1-429 (142 amino acids)
Biological process (GO): regulation of DNA-templated transcription
Cellular component (GO): nucleus
Molecular function (GO): transcription coactivator activity
Source: RefSeq, a predicted model, not a curated record